Molecule: messenger RNA, 2007 nt
Organism: Cryptomeria japonica (Japanese cedar)
Lineage: Eukaryota; Viridiplantae; Streptophyta; Pinopsida; Cupressales; Cupressaceae
Product: transcription factor RAX2
Exons: 3
Coding region: 515-1738 (407 amino acids)
Source: RefSeq, a predicted model, not a curated record
AAACAUUUAUGCGGCAUUUCGUCAACUGUGAAGCUUGGUCUUGCUUGCUGCUCUUUCUUAUUCUAAAAGUUACAGCUGCAAUCAAUUGUUAAAGAAAAAAAAAUUUGAGCGGGUCAAACAAGAGAUUUAUUUUUCAAUUUGUUACUUUCCUAGUGGUAGCGCCUCUGAGUGGGAUCCAUUAUAUAGUUUCCUUGUUAGAACUGAAAUCAAACUAGUGUGUUUAAGACUUAUGUGUAUUUAUUAAGCCUUGCCUGCCUUUUCAACAACAGUGUGUAUCCUAGUACUCAGUAAGAAACGUGCAGAGGUGAGAUCCCUAAGUUGGAAGAGUGCUUUGAGAACCGGAGGUAUAGGCAGCCGACAAGGACUUGGUUGGCUUGUACAGAAACAUAUGACUGCCUGCUCUUCUAUUGAGUUGAAUUGAAGAGAGUGCUUAUAUUCUUCCGCUUGGAUUGCAUUUCUUCAGUGUUUUGGGUUAAACCCAUUUCUUGAAGUCGUUUGACUGAGAGAUAUAGAAAUGGGCAGAGCACCUUGCUGUGACAAAGCAAAUGUGAAGAGAGGACCAUGGUCCCCUGAAGAAGAUGCCAUACUCAAACAUUUUGUUGAGAAGCAUGGAACUGGAGGCAAUUGGAUUGCUUUGCCUCAAAAAGCUGGGUUGAGAAGGUGCGGUAAGAGUUGCAGACUAAGAUGGUUGAACUAUCUAAGGCCUGAUAUAAAACAUGGAGGCUUUUCAGAAGAAGAAGAUGCAAUCAUCUGUGGCCUCUACAGCAGCAUUGGAAGCAGAUGGUCUGUAAUUGCAGCUCAGCUGCCAGGCCGAACAGAUAACGAUAUAAAGAAUUACUGGAACACAAAGCUAAAGAAGAAAUUGCUUGGAAAAGGCGUCAAGGAUGAUCAGCAAACAAGGCGCCUACUGGCAAAAGAAGCAGCAGCUGGAAUGAGAUUUAACAGUCAUAACAUUACUUCAGAAGCUAUGUCUGCAUCCAACACUUCAAGCCCAUCUGUAUCUCUGACAGAUCUAGGCCAACAACAUAGAAACAGCCCAUAUGCCCUAGAAGCCAGCAAUGUCCCUGUGUUGCUUCAAGGCCCAUCAAGCUCCGCCAGUUCUGAAUCCUCAAUGUCAAAAACUGCAACAUUUAAUAUGGGUAAUGAUCAUUAUGAAAAGGAUUUCAGCCAUGAUUCAGAAUAUUCCAACUUUACAAGCAUCCUCAUGAGGGCCCUUGAGAGCAAUAGAAGUACUAACUGUUCAUCCCACAUCAAUCCUUCUCAAAUAACCCCUUCUCUCAUUAAUCCACAUGAAGCCUAUGAUGCAGCAGCCUUGUAUGUUCAAAGGCCAACAGUGAAUGUCAAAGCUGAAACCUUUGAUCAGAAUGAUACCCAGCUUCCCUAUUCCAUGCCACUCUGGGAAAGUUGCAAUCCCUAUCAAUCUGGUAAUAUGUGGAUGCAUGAAGCUAAUAAUGGAGCUGAUACAAAUUUUAGCUACAGUGUUCCAGGGAAUGAUCAAAUGGGUGAACUAUUGUUCUACUCCCACAAUAACAACAACAAUAAUAACUCAGUGCAGAUUAAAGAGGAGCCUACAAAUUAUGGAGUGACACCCACAGAGGCCUUCUGGGUUUCUCAACUAGCUGCUGCUUCUGCUUCUGCUUCUGAUCCAAAGUCUUCUGCAUAUUCUUACAUUUUACCUUCUGAAGGUAAUAGUAAUACUGCUUCACAAGGGAUUUUUCAAGAGGGAGUUAUCUAUUGAUAAACUCAUGUCCUCACUGUAUAUACUGUAUGUUUAUUUUUAGCAAUAAGAAAAAAAAAAUCAAUCUUUUCCCCUAGGAUUGCUCCAGUCCAUUCACAAGUUAGUUAUAAAUGAAAAAAAAAUGAUGCUGUUACUGUGUUGGACAAUAAAAUGUACGCUGAAAUACUGUGUUGCAGCAUUUUGUUAUAGUGUUGCUGCCAUGCCCAUUUAUUUUAUUGAUUUAUUUUUGUUAUAAAUGAGAAUAUUCAGAGCACUUUUCAUGGUUGUCA